Molecule: messenger RNA, 408 nt
Organism: Procambarus clarkii (red swamp crayfish)
Lineage: Eukaryota; Metazoa; Arthropoda; Malacostraca; Decapoda; Cambaridae
Source: RefSeq, a predicted model, not a curated record
AUGGACCAAAAUAUAGUCGUUCAUCUGGCAGCCAAUCUACUAAAAUAUGGUCGUUCAUCUGGCAGUCAUGGACUAAAAUAUGGUCGUUCAUCUGGCAGCCAUGGCUCAAAAUAUGGUCGUUCAUCUGGCAGCCAUGGCUCAAAAUAUGGUCGUUCAUCUGGCAGCCAUGGCGCAAAAUAUGGUCGUUCAUCUGGCAGCCAUGGACCAAAAUAUGGUUGUUCAUCUGGCAGCCAUGGACCAAAAUAUGGUCGUUCAUCUGGCAGCCAUGGACCAAAAUAUGGUCGUUCAUCUGGCAGCCAUGGACCAAAAUAUGGUCGUUCAUCUGGCAGCCAUGGACCAAAAUAUGGUCGUUCAUCUGGCAGCCAUGGACCAAAAUACGACCACUCAUCAACCCAAUCUACACACUAA